Molecule: messenger RNA, 1302 nt
Organism: Pundamilia nyererei
Lineage: Eukaryota; Metazoa; Chordata; Actinopteri; Cichliformes; Cichlidae
Product: programmed cell death protein 10
Exons: 5
Coding region: 1-525 (174 amino acids)
Biological process (GO): regulation of Golgi organization; positive regulation of MAP kinase activity
Cellular component (GO): FAR/SIP/STRIPAK complex
Molecular function (GO): protein kinase binding
Source: RefSeq, a predicted model, not a curated record
AUGGUGUGCUAUCCUGGUGGAAGUAGCUAUCAGAAGAUGGGUACACUGUGGUUACAAAGAGAUGGACCUGGGCACCAACAAUACUCAGAGUUGAUGAUUGACAGGAAAGAGCCAGAGUUCCAGGAGCUGAACGAGAGGGCCCGAGCUCUGAAACACAUCCUAAGCACCCUGCCUGAUGAGAUCAAUGACCGAAUGGGCUUGCUACAUACCAUCAAAGAUGUUGCCAGUGCCAUCAAGGAGCUGCUAAACACUGUUAAUACUGUCUUAAGGAAAUACCAACAUCAGAACAGACGGGUAGUGGAACAGCAGAAGAAAGAGUUUGUGAAAUACUCCAAGAGCUUCAGUGACACUCUCAAAACCUACUUCAAAGAUGGAAAAGCAGUAAAUGUGUUUGUCAGCGCCAACCAGCUCACCCACCAAAUCAACAUGAUAAUGCGGGCCUUCAAGACUGGCGGCCCAGCGGCGGCGGCCCGAGAAGACGCGAAGAACAGACGCGCGCACACACAGGAGAAGCGUUUUCAUUAGAGGACAGGCGAAACAAGGCUUUUUAUUUGUAAAGGUGUUUUAUUAUUUUUUUUGGGGGGGGGCUGUAUAAUUUAUAAUUCUGUGGCUCUGAGGGGAGAUCAGGUAGUUUCGAGUUUCAAAGCACGUCAGGCUGACAGUAAUUGCUGGGGAUUUUUUUUACUCUUUAAUGUUGUUCUUUUAUCAGAUUCUUAAGUCAAUAUUUUCUACGCUCCCCUCUGCAUUUUCCACUCUGUUCAGAUCAUGUCAGUGUUUCCCUUGUCCUUAAAAGUUUGGCAAUUGCAUAUAAGUCCUUAAAAGUUAUCAUUUUGGCAAUUACUAAUAUCCAGCCAAUACGGUUUGUAGUCAUUUGUAAUUUGAUUGAUUUGCCAAAGACCAAGAUGCCAUCUUUAAAUGUUUUGUUUUUUGUUAUUUUGUUCUGACCAAAAGCCCACUGAUUCUAACCCUUUUUCUUUAGCUCCCCAUAGGUAUCAUCUAUAUGUGCCAUGUGUAUAUACAUGUAUACUUAACUGGACUUCUCUCGCUGUCUUGUAUUUUAAUGUUUCCAGCUAGAGCGUUACUGCUCCAAAGCUGCAGAUUUCAAUUCAUUUCAAAUGAGUGACGACUUAACCUUCACAUGUUUACGCAGAUGUCUCUGAUUAUGAACAUAUUGUCUCUUUGUCACCUUCUGUUCAACUCCUACUCUGUAGUUUUCAUGACGUUUUCAAGGCCAGUGAAAAUAAAAUGAAGGGACCUGAACUUCUUUGAGAACUCUUAAAGAAGUCAUGACGAGUUAAACCA